Molecule: messenger RNA, 762 nt
Organism: Owenia fusiformis
Lineage: Eukaryota; Metazoa; Annelida; Polychaeta; Sabellida; Oweniidae
Source: the annotation of a GenBank genome assembly
UGCUAUCCCAUAAUGCCUUCACUGCUGACACUCACACGUACCAGAAUAACACCCAGGGCCCCCAGCACCAGAAUAACACCCAGGGCCCCCAGCACCAGAAUAACAGCCAGGGCCCCCAUCACCAGACUGCACCAGGGCAGACUUUCAGCAUCCUUAUAGAUGAUCCCUCCAACUGUGACUGCACCACUUGUGGGAGAACAUUCCCAUCUAAAGCCUGCAUGGAGAGUCAUCAUCAACUUAUACAUAACAAAUACUGUGAUGUCUGCAACAGCAGGCUUGAUGAGGAGUCAAACAUUGAAGAGCAUGGCUUGACCCACACUGGACUAAAGCCCCUACAAUGUCAGUAUUGCUAUAGGCUCUUCAACACAAAGACUGGCAUAUUCAAUCACACAGCCAAAGACUUAUACUGCACUUUAUGUGACAAGAGCCUUCACAUAUCAGCAAGGUCAAAACAUCUCAGAUUUCAUAAUUUCAAAUGAAAAUUAUGAAAAAUUAGGACAAAAGCAUGUAUAAUGUGACAUUAAUGAGAGGAGGUAUUUUGCUGUUUCAGUUCUAAUAGUCUGCUACAUAAACCAAGCCACUAUUGCAUUUUGCAUUUUAGUUUACUUACACGAUUUAGUUAGAUAUAAAAAUACAUAGAUAUUUUCUAAUGUGCACGUAUUGUUAUAUUGUAAAAACACAUUAAUUUCGAAAAUGUCCCAGCAAUUUCUGAAACCAUGAAAAUGGUAUUUGUAUAAGUGGGUAAAGUUGGCUGCAUAUUGG